Molecule: messenger RNA, 862 nt
Organism: Anopheles bellator
Lineage: Eukaryota; Metazoa; Arthropoda; Insecta; Diptera; Culicidae
Exons: 2
Coding region: 4-633 (209 amino acids)
Source: RefSeq, a predicted model, not a curated record
AGCAUGAUGGAACCAGCUAUCAAAAUCGAGGAGGACAGUACAGAUUUCGGAGAAUUUGCAUUCUUUUCGGACCGACAUUUGAUAGACGAUUUCGCGACCAAUGUUAAAAAAGGUGCACCGAAGAAGUUACAUACUCGUAAGCGAAGGAUGGGCAUUGCCGACCUUCUUGAACUUUCCACCGAAAGCGCCAACCAUCGGAGUUUACUAGAAAAACCGUUCCCUAUCGGCACCGUGACUGAACUCAAUGAGUUUGAUACACUGCUUCUAAGCAAUCCAUCCUAUACGGAAAAAUGUGCACAAAUGCUGCAUUCGGUUGUUCGGGAAGAAGGCAAUUCUUUAGAUAACUCCACUUGCCAUAUGCGUCUGCUUUUAGAACAUGCCGUCGAUUAUACCGUGAUACUACGGUACAGCUGGUAUGGGUUUAUGCCAAGAUCACCAAUGGCCCGCAGCUGUGGCGAACAGCAUCCGUUUCGAAAUUUGUUGGGUGUGAUCAGUUUGUUGCAUCGAGCGAGACAACUCCGUUUCGCGACAUGUAGUAGGGAAGAAAUUAACGACGGCAUUGAGAAGUUCCUUAAACGUAAACUACGGUGCCAUGCAUUGUUUCUGAAGAAACAACAGAUAACAAAGCAGUAAACGAUGGACGAAACAUUUGAGUGUUGCUCAUUGUUACACAUCGAUGGUAAAAAAAUUAAAAUGUGUGCCAAAGAAAAAUAACGAGUAGGGUAGAAUUAAACUGCAAAACUGCAUCAAACGUUUGCCCACGUUUGUAGGAUCGUCUUUCUUCACUCUAGUCAUCAUAUCGAUGUGCCACAAGUAUAUUCGGAUAAACUCUGCGGCGAGGCAAAUAUUCUACGAUAUUAUA